Messenger RNA from Perca fluviatilis (European perch), 2437 nucleotides. Its product is annotated as nucleoredoxin-like protein 1. The transcript is spliced from 4 exons. NCBI's taxonomy places the organism in Eukaryota, Metazoa, Chordata, Actinopteri, Perciformes, Percidae. The record is from RefSeq and is a predicted model, not a curated record. Gene Ontology annotation, cellular component: mitochondrion. Gene Ontology annotation, biological process: photoreceptor cell maintenance. Bases 141 to 824 code for a protein of 227 amino acids.
GCUGUGAACUGAUUCAAGUACGACCCAGGAGGAGUUGAAAAGAAGAAGAAAAAACUAUAUUUUGAAAGCUGUUUCCUUUUUGGAUCAAGGGGAGAUAACAUUUGUGAGAGCCCCAGUCCACCUUCCUGUGACACUUCAUCAUGGUGGACCUGUUUGUUGACCGGGUGCUGGUGAAGAACAACACGGACCAGGAUGAGCUAGACACAGAACGGGAGAUUGUCAUGCGCCUGCAGAACCGCAUCCUGAUGCUCUAUUUUGCGUCUGCUGCAUGUGAGAGCUGCCAGCAGUUUGCUCCGACGCUCACCGACUUCUUUGAACGAUUGACAGAUGAAUUUUAUGUGGACCGCGGUGCUCAGCUUGUUCUCCUGUACAUAAGUUUGGACCAGUCAGAGGAACAGCAAGAAAGCUUCCUCAAAAAGCUGCCCAAGAAGUGCCUGUUCCUGGCCUACGAGGACCCCUACAGGAGAGAGCUGAAGGCCAUGUUUAACGUGGAGGAGCUGCCCACAGUGGUGGUGCUGCGCCCCGACUGCUCCAUCCUCAUCCCUAACGCGGUGAAGGAAAUACUCUGCCAAGGCCCAGACUGCUACCGCAACUGGCAGGAAGCAGCAGAGCUCAUCGACCGGAAUUUCAUGAUCAGCGAGGACUUUGAGGGGAAGUCCAUGCGCAGCUUGAGUGACCCUGUGAGAAGACUGAAGUACAAGGUGGAAGAUAAGAAGAAGAAAAAGAAGAAGAAAAAGGACAGAGGGUGGGGUGGAGGUGGAGAGGAAGAUGCAGAAGUGGAGGGAGGAGCGGAUGGCAAGGAUGGAGGAAGGUCAUCAUGGUGAUGGGACAAUACUGUGGGUUUCCCCAAAAGUUACCAUGUUUGGUAAUAAAAAGCUUUGUCACAAGGUACAAUGCUGAUGCUGCCAAUGUAACACAGCGUUACCAAACAAAACCCUUUUUACAGCUCAAUGUCAGACAAUACUGGCAAAUCUGGCGUUACUGUCACUAGAUUUGCUUUUCUAUAGCGCCAAUCAACUCCUGUGGCCUUACCGGAAAAAUAUUGCCUGUAUAAGUGGGUGUGGAUAUGGCAACAACCAAUAAAAAAGUAAAGUAAAAGACUGUCUAAAUUAACACUGAAUACUGCUAACCAAUGCUGACCUCAGCUUAGAAUUGGCUGACUUUAAUAUCUUUGAAAGCUGCCAAGUAUACAGUCAAGCCAAGGUUAUGUCUGAGCCAAGUCUUACUAUUAUGGCUUGUUUUAUUACACCCAGGAGAUUCUUCCACACAUUUUCCCAUUUUCAACGACACAGCUUUGUAACGCGAAUUUUUUUUUUACGUGGUAAUUUGUACCAUCCAAUCAAAACAUCUGAAAUCAAUGAAUUAUUCAGCGGCUUUAAAAUAAUUUUGUUAGUGACUGUUGUGCUUUGAGUGUUUAUGAAGUCUGGCUCCACUUUACAGGCUACACAUGAAGCAAUCAGAGUUAUUCAAAGGCAGUCAAGUGAAAUUAUGGAGAAACUGGCUUUUCUAUAUAGUCAGUGAUUUCCUUUGACAUGACUCAGUGUCUUUCAUAAGGACUGUGUUUAGCCUUUGCACACUUCCUUGCACACGUAGACUGCAUAAAUGAUGCUUUUAUAGGAUCAAUCAGGAUCUAGAUAGACAAGAGGAAGAUGGGAGGUUAUCUUGUAUCCUCAUUAUCUGAGUGACCUAAUAAUAAUAAUAAUAAUAAUGCAUUUUAUUUAUGGGCACCUUUCAUAGCACUCAAGGACACCUUACAGUUAAAACAAGCAAAAAUACAGUUAAAAAGGCAAACAUAACUAAAUUAAAACAAUAACAUUUAAAAGAUUGAGAUAGAAAAUUGAAAGGAAGCAAUCUAUCCAUGAUUUUGACGUAGAGUGGAGUCAUGUGGGGUAGGCCCUUCGGAAUAGGUGGGUUUUGAGGGAGGUUUUAAAGGUGGGUAGAGACUCUAUGGUACAGAUGGACAACGGGAGGGAGUUCCAAAGGCAACACCUAAACCUUUAUAUGCUGCCAUUACUCCUGAAAAGCAAAUACAAAAAGCAAUAGAGUGCAUUUUUGCAUGGUAGGAGUAGUGGCAGUAGUGGCAGAUUACAGUAACAUGCUUCUGCAGAGACAGGUGAUGAAACCAGAAUGCCAUCAGCUGUCAUCAAGGUGUGACAUGCUUUAUAAAUGGCGAUGACAUGAUGAUUUAUUUCAAAGCCGGCAGAUUGACAAAUAGGCAACAUUUUCACAGCAAAGGACUUCCUUAAAAUGGAAAUAUUGCAAAUUCCUGUGCUUGAUUUAUGUGCAUAUCCUGCUACACAGCAAACAAUAGCUUUACAAUACCCUUUCUGCGUGUUCUCCUCAUAUGAGAAAUGUGAAUGCUAAACCUAAAUCUGAGCUGGUCAGUCCUGUAAAAAGACACAACGGUGUAAAUAAACAUGAACCACUGUUUAUUCUA